CAAGAAAGUCUCCUCUUCUUCUCGAAGAGCUCGCAAUCCAGACAAGAAAUGGAAGGGGCAAUCCACGCCACAACCUCCAAAAUGAUUGCACUGGUGACGGGGGCCAACAAAGGAAUUGGGCUUGAGAUUUGCCGGCAGCUGUUGUCCAAAGGGGUCAUGGUCAUCUUAACAGCCAGAGACGAGCAGAGGGGACUUGCGGCUAUCGCCAACCUUCAGGCUUCGGGUGCAUCUGAUUCUGAUGUGCUUUUCCAUCAGUUGGAUGUGGCCGACUCUGCUAGUGUUGCUUCCUUGGCAGAUUUCGUCCGUGACCGGUUUGGCAAGCUUGAUGUGCUGGUGAACAAUGCAGCGGUUAGUGGACUAGCAUUGUCUCCUGAGAUUUUGAGUUCUUUCGAGCAAGUGCGAGAUCGUUUAACAGACUAUACGAAUUCAAUAACAGAGACUUACGACAUGGUUGAAGAAUGCCUCUGCAUAAACUAUUAUGGAACAAAGGCAGUGACUGAGGCACUCAUUCCUCUACUUCAGUCAUCACAAUCACCAAGGAUAGUGAAUCUUUCCUCAUUCUAUGGCAGACUAAGGUAUAUCCCUGGUGAUAGAAUCAAAGAAGAGAUGAGAAAUGUUGAUGUUCUAUCAGAAGAUAGAUUAAAUGAACUGUUGCAGUCCUUCCUAAAUGAUUUCAAGGAGAGGAAGCUGGAAGAAAAUGGCUGGCCAACCCACAUAUGUGCAUACAAGGUUUCUAAAGUUGCAGUGAGUGCUUACACAAGAAUCCUUGCUAAGAAGUACCCCAACAUUUGUAUCAACUGCGUGCAUCCUGGAGUUGUCAAAACGGACAUAAACUGGAACACUGGGGAACUGCCUGUGGAAGAAGGUGCUCAAGGACCUGUGUUCGUAGCUUUGCUUCCUGAUGGUAGUCCAUCAGGGCAAUUCUAUGAUAUGAAAGAAGUGUCAUCAUUUGAGUAAAAUUUGUAAGCAUAAAAAACUUAAUUAUAUCAUUGUUAUGCAAAAAAAUUUGAUGUAAAAAACUAAAUCAAAUUAUUAUAAAUCAAGAGGAGAAUUAUGUUUUUUUUU
Musa acuminata AAA Group (dessert banana) is the source of this 1065-nucleotide messenger RNA. RefSeq names its product (+)-neomenthol dehydrogenase-like. Lineage: Eukaryota; Viridiplantae; Streptophyta; Magnoliopsida; Zingiberales; Musaceae. Bases 49 to 957 code for a protein of 302 amino acids. The record is from RefSeq and is a predicted model, not a curated record. Gene Ontology annotation, cellular component: membrane. Gene Ontology annotation, molecular function: oxidoreductase activity, acting on the CH-OH group of donors, NAD or NADP as acceptor. The transcript has 5 exons.